AUCUAAGCAGAAUUGGAGGUCUAUUCAUGACUGCCGAAACAUAAAGCGGGCAUCCAUUAUUUCAUACACCUAAAUAGCUCCCCCCCGUAAUGAAACCAGAAGAUCUUCUUCAACCGUUCUCCCGCGCACAAACUCCCAAGUGCACUUUCGGCUGUCCGAUCCUCGACCGCCUCCUCGGCGGCGGCGUCCCCUGCAACUCUAUCACUGAGAUAGUGUCGGAGAGCGGCUGCGGCAAGACCCAGAUCUCCCUCCAGCUCCUCCUCACUGCCCAGCUCCCGCUCUCCCUUGGCGGCCUAUCCGCCUCCUCCCUUUACCUUUACUCGGAACCCCCUUUCCCACUACGCCGCCUCCGCCAGCUAUCUCUUUCUUUCCCUGCUCUUGCCAACCCCUUAGAUAAAGUCCUCACCCACCCUCUGCACUCCGCACACCACCUGCUUGAUCUAUUGCCCCGCAUUGACUCGAUGCUGUCGCGCCAGCCGCCUGCCAGUUACCCUAUCAGGCUUGUAGUUAUUGACUCCAUAGCGGCACUGUUUCGGUAUGAAUUUGAUAACAAGCCCCUCGAGCUCAAGCAGAGGUCAGACACAUUCUUCAAGAUUUCAAGCAAACUGAAGGAACAAGCAUAUAAGUUCGGGUUGGCUGUGGUGGUGAUUAAUCAGGUUGUGGAUGUGGUUAAUGCUGCUGAAUCCAUCCGGAUUGGAAAUUCUGCAUCACUUUACACAUCUGGAAGGAAUGUCAGUGCUGUUCUUGGGUUAUCUUGGGCGAAUUGUGUGAAUACGAGGUUGUUUAUGUCCAAGCACGAGGAGAGAGUUGGUAAAGAUACAGAUGGUUGUGUUCUUACUCAAAAAGUCCUAUCUAUACGUGUUGUCUUUUCACCCUAUCUGCCUGAUUCUUCUUGCCAGUUUGUCAUUAGAAGAGAAGGAGUUUUUGGAGUUGAAAGAUAGCAAUUCACUUUCAUGCAUAUGAUAUAAAGUAACUGCAUACCCAACAGGCAGGAUGCAAACAGCUUAUUUGUUAGGCAACUGGGAACAAGCUUUGUGCAAGUAUAUUCUAUGGACCAUGCUUUUAGGGCAAUUCUUGGUGUACACAAAUCGUACACAGGCAAUUAGAGGGGUUUUGGCAUCAAGUCCUGCCCUUUUAAAACGAAUUGACUGUAUACAAGCAACUAGGGAGUUUUGUGUACACUUUGUGUACAACUCAUGUACACUAAAAAAUUUUCUUGCUUUUAUCAUGUUGUUGGACUGGAAGAAAUGAUAAAACCUGUAUGCAGGUCUCAUUGAUUGACAGUUUCCAAAAGCAUCUGCGGCUGCUUAAUUGCUAAUUUGCUAGUUAAUGUGAUUUAUCCACCAAACUAUAUCUUCAAAGAUGGAAAGAUAUCUAUUUUAGUACUACACUGUGUAUCUUAUGCAGUAACAAAGCUGUG
Molecule: messenger RNA, 1420 nt
Organism: Cuscuta epithymum
Lineage: Eukaryota; Viridiplantae; Streptophyta; Magnoliopsida; Solanales; Convolvulaceae
Source: the annotation of a GenBank genome assembly